Paramormyrops kingsleyae is the source of this 5080-nucleotide messenger RNA. The record is from RefSeq and is a predicted model, not a curated record. Lineage: Eukaryota; Metazoa; Chordata; Actinopteri; Osteoglossiformes; Mormyridae.
ACCCUAUACACACGCACACAGACAUUCCUCCAAGCCCAUGUAGAGAUCACCUCCAAGCUGCAGUCUUGUAGGAAGAAAUGCGCCACGGGUACUAGACAGGGACUUGUUGGACGAUGGCGUGGCCAGUUGCAAUGCGACUCUUUUUAGUGAAACCAGCCUAAUGCCUCACACUGCCGGAAACGCCUUAAACUUUCCUCUUGAACCCAGUUCUUGUGUGCGGAAUUCAGAAUAUGCGUGUGUACAAAUGAUACAAAUAUAUUUUUAUGAAAUCUGACCCAUUCUUAAUUUGUGACAAAUCAAUGCGUAACCUUAAUUAUACAUUUCCCUAAAAACGCAAGGCUGUGAUUGAUCCAUUAGGCUAUUUUGGUGUUUUAUUUGUGUUAUUUUGUGAAUAGAUGGACCACCGUUCCACAAUAAUCAUUUAUUAACAGAACUAAUCACCAGUCGUUGAAUAAUGGUUGGAAUCUGGACUUCAGGCUGGUUUUGCUCAUUCAACCAGAGAGUUUACUAGACCUCAGUCGUUUCUUACGGACCAGCAUUCCUUAACUAGUCGCCUGGGUUUCCUAGUUCUUCUUAACGGGGCUCCGUCCUGGCGAGGGGGAUCCGGGCGGACCCGUUUGCAUGAGAAGGCGGCGUGCAGUGACGUUAUGAGGCUGGUCCUUGUAAAGCCCACCAAUGAAACGGGCCGGCUCGAUUCGACUGGGUCACCCCGCAAUGACAGGGUGCCCAAGCGUCCCAGCACUGGGGAGAAGCAACAACGGAGCGCCGCUUCUGGGGGGAUGCGCCAUCGCUACCCCGGAGCAGUGUCCCACCAGCAAACCACCAUUCCGGAGCAACACCUUGGCACCUUAGCGCAUCCCCAGAAGGGAGCGGCGAGUCCAGCCUCAUCGUUGUACAAUUUACCGCCUCCCCCUUUGCCGAUCAGGCAGCGGAACCCCUCACUCUAUCCUCAGAGUCACCGGGAGCCGCCGAGCCCCAGUUCCUCCACCCAGACAGGCAGCCUCCCGUCGAUUGCCAGCAGAGGCUGCUUUCUCUCUGAUCAGCGCCCACACCUGCGCCAGAGUCUCGGGGCCACAGCCGAAGUCUCCGCUCAGAAGUGCCAAGGCGAUUCUUCCUGGGAGCAGAGCCCCCAGCCGCUGUCGCCGGCGUCCGUCUGUGAAAACCAGUUCUGGAACUGCGAUCGGCACCCCGGCACCUGUGACAGCAGAGGAGGCGUGGGGCAGCAAGAGCGACAGCAGCAGCGUGGUUGGGCACGUCAGGAGAAUCGGCAUCUCAAAGCGCACCGUAACGACCCUUCCUCACAGGAGGCACGCCAGGCUUUCGGUAUAAACACAGGGGAGCCUCGUCCGUCUCAGUCUCAGGACCUGCAACAGCAUCCACAGCCGCUCCUGCAAGCUCAGCAGCAGCGACUUGUAGGGAGCAGCCUGCCCAGCAACCGGGACCGGCGAUCUGAGCACCGUGACCGCGAGAGGCUCACCGAGGUGGUCGCAACCCAACGGACGCCUGAUUCGCAGCGCCGAGCCGCCGUGGACUCCCCCGGCCACCCGCUGGAGAGUGACGGAUCUCCAGCCAGCAGCCGGAGGAGCAGCUCUCCAUACUGCUCCAGCAGCCGUCUGUGGCCGGCGGCCGAGCCCCGUCCGGGCGAGUACCGGAGCGAAAAGGACGAACAGCAGCAGGUUGAUGCUGAAGCCACGACGCUGAGCCAUGCUGGAUCCAGGCUGCUUCUUCAGGAGAGAGCCGACACCUGCCCUGAGAUAGCCAUGAGCAGCUGCCGGUACAAUGGGGGCGUGGGGAGGCCCCCGGGUGGCGAGCUGGACUCCGAGAUGCAGCCCCUGCAGACCCUGCGUAGCCCCGGUUUGGAGGUCGUGGUUUCCAAGGGUAACAGCGAGGACCCCAGCAAGGCGUCCAGUGAGAGCCUGGCCAGAGAGGGCACCAGCGCACCGCAGAAAAAGAACAAGGACAUCGGAUACAAGCUGGGCCACCGGAGGGCGCUCUUCGAGAAGCGAAAGCGGCUUAGUGACUAUGCCCUGAUAUUCGGAAUGUUCGGGAUCGUCGUCAUGGUGACGGAGACAGAGCUCUCUUGGGGUGUCUACACUAAGGAGUCUUCAUACUCAUUUGCACUGAAAUGCCUUAUCAGCCUCUCCACUGUUAUCCUGCUCGGCCUCAUUAUCAUGUAUCACGCUCGGGAAAUCCAGCUGUUCAUGGUGGACAACGGAGCAGAUGACUGGAGGAUCGCCAUGACCUACGAGCGAAUCUUCUUCAUUGUGCUGGAGCUGCUGGGCUGCGCCAUCCACCCCAUCCCGGGCCAGUACUUCUUCACCUGGACGGCACGCCUGGCCUUCACCUACACACCCUCUGUGGCCGUAGCAGACGUGGACGUCAUCCUGUCCAUCCCCAUGUUCCUGCGGCUCUACUUGAUUGGUCGCGUCAUGCUCCUGCACAGUAAGCUCUUCACGGACGCCUCGUCGCGCAGCAUCGGCGCCCUCAACAAGAUCAACUUCAACACGCGCUUCGUCAUGAAGACGCUCAUGACUAUCUGCCCUGGGACUGUACUGCUGGUCUUCAGUAUCUCCUCCUGGAUCAUCGCCGCGUGGACCGUGCGCGUCUGUGAGAGGUACCACGACAAACAGGACGUCACCAGCAACUUCCUAGGGGCCAUGUGGCUCAUCUCCAUUACCUUCCUGUCCAUCGGAUAUGGGGACAUGGUACCACACACCUACUGUGGCAAAGGGGUGUGUUUGCUCACAGGGAUCAUGGGUGCCGGGUGCACGGCCCUCGUGGUUGCCGUGGUAGCCAGGAAACUGGAGCUGACCAAGGCCGAGAAGCACGUCCACAACUUCAUGAUGGACACACAGCUCAGCAAGCGUGUGAAGAACACUGCCGCCAAUGUACUCAGGGAAACGUGGCUCAUCUACAAACACACCAAGCUGGUAAAGAAAGUGGACCCUGCCCGCGUACGAAAGCACCAGCGCAAGUUCCUGCUGGCCAUCCACCAAGCUCAGAAACUGCGCAGUGUCAAGAUGGAGCAGAGGAAGCUGAAUGACCAGGCCAACAUGCUGGUGGACCUGGCCAAGACGCAGAGCGUGAUGUACGAGCUGGUGUCGGAGCUGCAGGAGCGGGGCGAGGAGAUGGAGCAGCGCUUGGCCGUGCUGGAGGACAAGCUGGACGCGGUGGUGGCCAGCGUGCGGGCACUGCCCGGCCUGCUCUCCCGGGUCCUGGCUCAGCAGCAGAGCGAAGCCCUCGAGAGCCUCGCCCAGCGGCUCCGCCCAGCCUCCCUGGGCUCCGAGCGCUCAUGGCCUCCCGCCCGCCGGCGCCGGUCGCCCUCCACGGUGCCGCACACCUCCUCCGACAGCGGCUAGACCGCCGGAACCGCCACAGGCAAACGAGCGGACAGCAAACACAGCGUUUACGUUUAGCCAUUGUAUGGCUGUUCCUGUUAGCUUUUUUAUAAAGCCCAUGUUACUGAUUGGAGGAUGGGAGGUAGGCCUCAGGGGAGCCGCCGCUUGGCAUUCUGGGACAGGGAGCAGAAAAUGGACAGGACUUCCUAGUUAGGGGUGGGAGCUGGAGCUUUGACCUAGAGAAUGAGGGGAAGGGUCUGGGGGGGCAGGGGGGGGGGAGUGAAGUGAGAGGCCGUUUAGGGAAUAAGCAGGGGGCUGAUAGCUUCACUGGCCAUAGAAGGGCGGAGCUUAAAGACACUUAUGCCAAGGAUUUAAAAUAGGCAGGAGGAGGUGAAUUUAAUAAGGGGCUGUCACACUCUCUCGCUGGCUGUUUACCAGACAGACUGACUGCCACUCACAGUGCUGUCCGAGGGAAGACAUUACAUUCCUUUUUCCGACACAUUCCUCUAGAAAAUUUCAGAACGGGAAACCUUCAAUCUCGAAAUCAGCUGUGUGACACCAAAUAUUUUGUAACUCUCCCUUACAUGCAAUACUUAGCUGUUCUUAGAAAACUUUUAACAGUGUAAGGUAACUAAGACUGCGGAUCUGACCUGCCAACGAUACACGACAUAAAAUCAGAGCUUCCAGAGGCCUUGACGGACAGGAGUUCGGGUGGGAGAAGUCAGGCCACACCCACUGUAGGUAUGACGUGUUGAUUCCACCCCUCGUGUCAGUCUUUUCUCAUUUUAAAUCAGGUAUUAGAAGGAAUAUUUGUAAAAUGGAGUAUUUUAUCACUAACCUUAACAUAAACUGGAUGAUUUAAGAACUUAAACUGCACUGAUGACAGUUUUGGUGGGUUUUACAUACACCUCAUUGAUCCAAGGAUAAAUUCUUUAAGAAUUUUAGGGCUCAUGUGGGAUUUGAAUCCAGUACCUCUUCAGACCCAAAGCGUGAAACGUACCCCUAGACCCAUAAACCACGGUGGUACCCUUGAAUGCUGAUCUUAAAGGGAAAAAACUGGAAAGUGAAGGUUUUGGUUUGUCUUAAGUGGCACUGAAGUGCCAGACAGAUAAACAUUGUAGUGAGCUACAGCUGCACAGUCCUUAAAAGGUGAAACCUUCACCACAUGUCCAGUCAUCCCCAGUGUGUCUCCAUAUCAACCCUUCUUAGGAACUUCUUGUUCAUCUUUCUUUGCGGUCAUAUGCUCUCGGGUGAUACCCAGUCACACUCCUCAGCUCCUUCAGCGCUGAGUGACACCCUGUACACUCUCUGAAUUUGGGUGGCUCACCAUUCGGUUACCACCCCUUUCAUGCACUGGCAUGCGUCAUUCCCUGCCCCCUGAUUGGUGAACUCACCUGCGCAGGGUCAUACCAUGAUAUACACAGGGAGGCCCAUCGUGAGGAUUUACUCCCCAACACUUAGGACCGUAGAACCUGGUCUUAAAUCCUGCCAAAAAGUCAUAUUCAUGUAUGGAAACAGUUAUAGUAUAGUAUUGAUUAUUACUGAAUUUACACGCCAUUAUGCUACAGCCAAUUACAAUUAAGCAUCUAUUCAUGUCAUUUCUGAGUAGUGAGAUGAGAUUAUUUUUUAACAUAUGGGUAAGAAAUUUAAGAAGAAAUGUAUAAUCACAAUUUUGUAUUUGAUACCAAGUUAUGCAUAUCAGUUAGCACUGGAGGUAUACAGUAUAAUAAAGGAAAAGCGAU